GACGUGCAGACAGACGGCAUACCGUAAUCAUGCAGCAAUUCACUUCAUGAUAAUGAUCGAUGCUAGUACAUAUGCCUGUUUUCAUAACAAAUGGAAGGGUUCCUGAGCUGGCUGUUCCCUCAGACGAGACCCAUGCCAAUGUUUAUCAAGAUUGAAGAAUUGCAUCCCUGAGACGGAAAGCUUAACCUAGUUCACCUUACCCACCCGACAUGGGAGUCGCAUCUAAACGGGGUCAACUCCGUGAUUGCCGGCCACCCCCGUUCGGCCUCGGAAGAGAACCUGCGGGGAACACACCUCCAACUUGGCCGACACCGGCGCCGACGACAAGGAAAGGGCGAAUCAGACCCAGUCCGUUCGUUAUUAGUCGUUAGUGUUGCCGCAACUGCCAUGAGCACAAGUGGAAGAGUGAGAGCAUGUGCAUGACAUGACCGACCAUCGAUCAAUCAGCCUCCUUCCGGCUGGACCUCCGUCCGUUUCUCUCCUCCGUCAAUAACCAGCAACCUUUUUCACCUAAUACCAGACGAGGACGGUGCCACCAACUCUGUCCCUUCACACUACGCCUGCUACUCCUAUAUCCUACUACUACCUAGGUACUCUCUCUCCCCUCCUCUUCUCCCUAUUAUACUAUCAUCCAUACAUCUCUCCCCAACUCCAACACAGGGCCUCGCCUCCCGAUCCAUACCGGCGGGCUUCCGUUCUUCACCACCAAGACGAAGACGAUGGUCUCUGUAUCAGCAUUCCUCAGGAAAUAUGCAUACCACGAGUCCGGCUUAGCUUCGCUGUGGUCCACCGGCCGCGACGCCUGGCUUAUCAUCUUCGCUCGCUGCUGCCGUAUGUUUGCCUACGGCGCCAGCUCGCUGAUCCUCGCUCUCUUCUUCAACGAGCUGCAAGUUUCCGACUCGCGCAUCGGCCUGUUCUUGACCCUCACCCUCGUCGGCGAUGUCGUCCUCUCCCUGGCCAUCGCCCUCGUCGCCGACCGCAUAGGGCGCCGCCGCACUCUCCAGUUCGGCGCCCUGCUCAUGAUCCUGUCAGGUGCCACUUUUGCCCUCAGCGAUAAUUACUGGGUCCUCCUGCCCGCCGCCGUCGUCGGCGUGCUGAGCGCCACCGGCGGUGAUACCGGACCCUUCCGCGCCAUCGAGGAGUCCACCUUGUCAGAGCUGACCACCCCCGCCACCCGGUCAGACGUCCUGUCGUGGUACAUCACCACCGCUGCCGUCGGGUCAGCAUGUGGAGUUGCUUUUGCUGGUAGGAUGAUCGACUCGCUCAAGGACAGGGACGGCUGGACUCUUCUGCAAGCCUACCACGCUUGUUUCGCCGUCUACUCACUCAUGGGCUUGGCUGCGUCCCUGUCCGCAUUUUGCCUUUCAAAAAAGUGCGAGCUGAAGCCUUCGGCCGUCACAAAGGAGCAAGAGACCGGUGAGGCCGCCGAGGGGUUGCUGAACAACCAAGAGCUCAACCCUGUCGAUGAGAGCCACCAUGCCCUGGACGGCGUCCAGGAAGAGCCCAAGCCUGCCCCCAGCACCAGCAAGAUCGCCCGUAUCUCCAAAGAAACCCGGUCGAUCAUGUACGCCCUGUGGUUCCUGCUCAUGGUUGACUCCCUGGCAGACGGCAUGGUCAGCAUGUCCCUAACCACAUAUUACGUCGACGAGAAGUUCCACCCACCAAAGUCAACCCUAGGCGAUGUCAUCUCCGCCAGCUACUUCUUCGCCGCGCUGUCGACCGUCUUCGCCGGGCCGCUGGCCCGACACAUCGGGCUGGUCAACACCAUGGUCUUCACCCACAUCCCCUCCUCGACCGCGGUCCUGCUCUUCCCCGCCGCCCAGAGCAGGUGGCUGACCUUUGCCCUGCUGAUCCUGCGCGUCGGGCUAAACAACAUGGACCAGGCCCCGCGCGCCGCCCUGAUCGCCGCCGUCGUCCGGCCCGAGGAGCGCACUGCUGUUAUGGGCAUCACCAGCACCUUGCGGACCCUCGCCAACGUCACCGGCCCCAGCUUCACCGGCCUGCUCGCCGACAGCGGCCGCUUCUGGAUCGCCUUCGUCGUCGGCGGCGCCCUGCGCCUCUCCUACGACGUCGGCCUGUUCGUGGCCUUUAUCAACAUCCAGCUGUACAAGCACGAGCCCGGCCAGCACGCGUCGCCGGGGGGCUCGGUCGGCAGGCUGUCGGAGGAGGUCUUUGAGCCUGUUAGGUCGGAUGACGGCGGUGAUGGCAGUGGAGGCCAGGUCAGGCUGUCUUUCUCGAGCGACGAAGAGGCCGUUGGUUCCGGCCCGCUUCCGAGUGGGAGGAGGGAGAGGGGUCGUGUCGCGGACUAGGGGCCCG
Diaporthe batatas is the source of this 2316-nucleotide messenger RNA. RefSeq lists its product as uncharacterized. Gene Ontology annotation, molecular function: transmembrane transporter activity. Gene Ontology annotation, biological process: transmembrane transport. The record is from RefSeq and is a predicted model, not a curated record. The transcript has a single exon. Gene Ontology annotation, cellular component: fungal-type vacuole membrane. NCBI's taxonomy places the organism in Eukaryota, Fungi, Ascomycota, Sordariomycetes, Diaporthales, Diaporthaceae. The coding region runs from base 720 to 2309 and encodes 529 amino acids.